Messenger RNA from Aspergillus mulundensis, 2280 nucleotides. Its product is annotated as neutral/alkaline ceramidase. Gene Ontology annotation, biological process: long-chain fatty acid biosynthetic process; sphingosine biosynthetic process; ceramide catabolic process. The coding region runs from base 1 to 2280 and encodes 759 amino acids. Gene Ontology annotation, molecular function: N-acylsphingosine amidohydrolase activity. The transcript is spliced from 2 exons. Gene Ontology annotation, cellular component: extracellular region. NCBI's taxonomy places the organism in Eukaryota, Fungi, Ascomycota, Eurotiomycetes, Eurotiales, Aspergillaceae. The record is from RefSeq and is a predicted model, not a curated record.
AUGGCAAAUAUCAGGCUUAAUCUUGCUAUUGUCGGAACUUUUAUCUUUGCUGUUGUUCUCCUGCAAUUGAUUUCUGUGCUUCAUGGCUAUGAUGACGCCCCGAUUUUUGAGGUGAAGUCACAGUGGGAUGAUCGAUCGUCAAACUACGUUGCAGAUGAUAGCAUCCUUCUUCUGGGAGCCGGCAAGGCGGAUAUUACAGGACCCGUGGUCGAAGUAGGCUUUGGAGGAUAUGCUGACACCGAUCAAAUUGGCACUGGUCUGCGCCAACGGUUGUACUCUCGAGCAUUCAUUGUUGGAAACCCUAACGACCUCGAAGAGACCUGGAUCUACAUAGUCCUUGAUGCACUAACGGGAGAUACUGGAAUUCGACACGGGGUUCUAGAAGGGCUCGCCAGUCUGGGAAGCGAAUACUCUCGAUACGGGGACCGUAACCUCGCUCUCACAGGCACACACUCCCAUUCAGGCCCGGGCGCUUGGUAUAACUAUCUCCUCCCGCAAAUCCCGAAUAAAGGCUUCGAUAAGCAGAGCUAUCAGGCAAUCGUUGACGGUGCACUGCUAUCUAUACAGAGAGCCCAUGAGAGCCUUGCGCCCGGACGCCUCACCUUCGGUACAAUUGAUGUCGAAGACGCGAACAUUAACAGAAGCCCAUACUCCUACGAUGCCAACCCGGAAGAGGAGAAGGCACGGUAUCCUUCAAAUGUUGACAAACUAUUAAGGCUCCUGAGGUUUGACAGAGAGAGUGACAAUAAAACGACCGCUGUUCUAACGUUCUUUCCUGUACAUGGUACGUCACUAUACGGUAACAACACUCUCGCAAGUGGAGACAACAAAGGUGUUGCUGCUUGGCUCUUUGAGAGAAGCGUACAAGAUGACGCGAGGUUUACGGAUGACUUUGUGGCUGGCUUCUCCCAAUCAAGCGUAGGCGAUACUUCUCCGAACAUUCUUGGGGCAUGGUGUGAAGAUGGAUCGGGAGAAAAGUGCCGCUACUCUGACAGUACAUGCGGUGGACAAAGUUCGAAGUGCCAUGGGCGCGGGCCAUUCUUUCGUGAGGAUAACCACGGCGCGAAGAGCUGCUUUGAAAUUGGCCGCCGCCAAUACUCCGCCGCCAAAGAACUAUACGGCCAGAUGGAUACUGAGGCAAUACGGAUCCGUAGAAGCUCCCAGGUCAGCUCAUUUCAUCUGUUUGAGAACCUGGAUGGAUAUACUUUCCAGUCACCUUUCAAUUCCAGCACUCUAAGCACAUGCUCCGCGGCGCUUGGAUUCUCUUUUGCUGCGGGGACUACCGACUGGCCUGGGUAUUUCGACUUCACCCAAAACGAUACUACACCUGCAGAGCGUAACCCACUGUGGUAUAUUGCUCGUGGAUUUCUUCACUCGCCGACGCCUGAACAAAAGAGGUGUCAAGAACCUAAGGACGUUUUGCUAGACGUGGGUGAAAUCAGUCUACCUUACGCUUGGACACCCAACAUAGUGGAUAUACAGCUCCUCCGUGUCGGGCAGUUGAUGAUUGUGACCUCCACGAGUGAAGUUACAACAAUGGCUGGACGGCGGUGGAAAGAAGCGGUCGCGAAAUCUGCAAGUGAUGUGCUUUCCAUCUCUGAUCCUCUGGUAGUUCUAGGCUCUCCAGCGAACAGCUAUGCACACUAUGUGACUACGGAGGAAGAGUAUAGCAGACAGCGCUAUGAGGGCGCCUCAACGCUAUACGGGCCCAACACACUGGCAGCAUAUGUUAAUUUGACGCUCACAUACCUGCCGUAUCUUGCUGAAUCCGCCCAAGCAGAAGGUCAAUAUCCUCAACCGUCAGGGGCUGAACCACCAAUCAACACUGAUAAAUCCUUGAGUUUCAUCCCCUCGGUAGUGUACGAUGGUCAUCCGAUCGGCAAAGCGUAUGGGGAUGUGACCGCGUCCGCCGGGAACGCUAAAUAUGCACCUGGCGAUGUAGCGACUGCCACUUUCAUCGGCGCUAACCCAAGGAACAACUUACGGCUAGAGUCGACUUUUGCAGCAGUCGAGCGACAAACAGAGGACGGGGUAUGGGAAACGGUGCGAACUGACAGCGACUGGAGCCUUGUGUAUCGGUGGAACAGAACCAACACCGUUUUAGGGCACAGUGAAGUGACUUUGCAAUGGGAGAUAGAGGACGAGUACUACGCUGCUGGAAGCCCUCGACCAGUGCAGGCAGGAGUCUACCGGUUCCAUUAUUAUGGAGAUGCGAAGGGCCUCAAUGGGCGAGUCGAGGCAUUUGAGGGAGUCGACGAGCCCUUUACAGUCGUUGUCUAA